AUGGUCAGUGAUGAGAGUUUUGUAGCUCUUGUGCACUAUAGAGGGUCAAUUAAGAAGAAAACGCGAUCAGGAAUUAAGUUCACUGACAAGGACCCGCUGAGUGUUUUUCUCAAACUUUCGACUAGUUUUGAUGAGUUUAAGAAUACUAUACUCAAGAGACUAGGACUGCAUGGCGUGAAACGAGUGAAAUUAUUCUAUAGAAUUCCGAUCUUCGUGUUACGCGAUGAUGUAAAGUAUGAUUCAUUCGUUAUUAGCAGUGACGAAGAUUUGCAGGUGCUGUUUCAUUGUCGCCGCCAGUUUCCUGAGGUGAGGACUCCGGAGUUGUUGGUGAAGCUUGUGGAUAUGGCAUCUAGUUUUGGAGGUUCGAAUAGGGAUCUCCACUCCACAGGACAUCUAGCCAGCUCUAGUGCCAUGCCUGUUGGAUCCUCGUCAGCAGUGCCGGUGAUUGCACCUGAGCCAGAUUUAGUGGCUUCACCAUCCUUUGCCCUCACAACGAUUGCUGAUGAUAACGACGAUGAGACACCACGGACGACUCCACCUAUGGGUGGGGGAGCAUCUAGUUCAGGAGGUGUAGCUGAAUUUCAGUUCGGUCAGCAGUUUCAGGAUAAAGAAGAAGUCGUGUUUAGCGUGAAGACCUAUAGCAUUCGCCGCGGGGUUGAGUACAAGGUAUUGGAGUCGGAUCACCGCAAGUACUAUGGCAAGUGCAAGGAGUUCAGGAGUGCGCAUGGCUCAUCCGGGUCAGCCUCCACCAGCACAAAGGUAUUUAGGAGAGCAGAUGCUGCCAUGUCGAUCAAGGUACUGCAGAAUGCCACAGAAGCACACUUCGGCUUUAGACCGACGUACAGGAAGAUCACUAUGCCAGGUAGUGUAGCUGUGUUGAAGACGAGUCCUGUUCGAGUUGGUGGGCAACUGGAUGACUCUACAGCUUAUUUCCAUCGUCUGUUUUGGACAUUCCCACCCUGUGUUGAGGCAUUUCGACAUUGCAAGUCGUUGGUCAGUGUGGAUGGUACCCACCUGUACGGCAAAUACGGUGGUACACUGCUUAUCGCGAUUGUACAGGAUGGCAACUCCAACAGUAUCCCUAUUGCUUUUGCACUUGUGGAAGGUGAAAAUGCAGAGUCGUGGUCAUUCUUUCUGUCUCACCUUCGGACUCACGUGACGCCUCAAUCGGGUAUACUUGUCAUAUCAGAUAGGCACAACGGGAUAAAGGCUGCGUUGGAGGCUCCUGAUGGCGGAUGGCUUCCAUCUACUACAUAUAGGGCGUUCUGCAUCCGUCACGUGGCGGCUAAUUUUGCCCUGACUUUCAAGGGAAAGGAUGCAAGGAGGCUAUUAGUGAAUGCUGUAUAUGCGAAGACGGAGGUCGAGUUUCAAUACUGGUUUGACAUCCUGUUUCGCAGGAGGCAAUACACCCAGCAGCUCCUCAAACCACACCCAUGGUGGCCGGCCACCCGCUAUAUAUCGUGGAAAGUCUGUCAGGCAUCCGCUAACAUACUGACCGUCUAUCGGGAGACCAAGGUGGUACGCUACAUCCUGUAG
This is a messenger RNA of Arachis ipaensis, 1536 nucleotides long. The record is from RefSeq and is a predicted model, not a curated record. NCBI's taxonomy places the organism in Eukaryota, Viridiplantae, Streptophyta, Magnoliopsida, Fabales, Fabaceae.